CCAACUGGAGGCGAAACGCGCCGAGCUGGUAAAUGCCCAGCAAGCGGCGGCAGAGCAGAAGGCCUCCUCCCUGCCGCGACCGGCGCAGCUCCACAGGGAGGCGAACGCCAUCAGCAAGGCGGAGAAGCGGCUCCGUGCAGCCCGCCAGGUUCUCGAGCAGAAGCAGGCGGCGCGGGGCCUCGCCGAGGCCCAGCUCCAGAAGGUGCUCGAGGAGGCGGCCCGCGAGGAGGCCGAGGCGCUGCGUCGCCAGCGCGCAGCCGAUUGGGCAGGGGCCAGCCAGGAGCCAGGGCUCCUCACGCAGCUGGAUCAGUUGCCCGAGGCUUGGGGCUCCAGCAAGUUCGAGGUGGCCUGGGCAGCCAUUCGCACCCAGAUGGAGGCGGUGCGCGCGCAGCUUGCGGGGGCCCCUGUGGCCCCCAAGCGAGCGCCUUGGGCUGAGUCCUGCCCCGCGGACGAGGUCAGCAGCGACGAUGGCGAUCUCGCAGGCAGCAGCGGCCCCUGGCAGCCGCAGCCAGCCGCGGAACGAG
Messenger RNA from Prorocentrum cordatum, 524 nucleotides. Lineage: Eukaryota; Dinophyceae; Prorocentrales; Prorocentraceae. The record is from the annotation of a GenBank genome assembly.